This is a messenger RNA of Oreochromis niloticus (Nile tilapia), 8842 nucleotides long. RefSeq names its product arkadia (RNF111) C-terminal like ring finger ubiquitin ligase 2Ca (gene ark2ca). Gene Ontology annotation, cellular component: nucleus. Lineage: Eukaryota; Metazoa; Chordata; Actinopteri; Cichliformes; Cichlidae. Bases 3823 to 5010 code for a protein of 395 amino acids. The transcript has 7 exons. Gene Ontology annotation, molecular function: zinc ion binding; ubiquitin protein ligase activity. The record is from RefSeq and is a predicted model, not a curated record.
AGUUUUUAAUAAAAAAAAAAGCUGUCAUGCUAUAUAAAAGGAAAAUAAAACAAUACAGCUAUUUGCAAGCAAGUUAAACCCUAUAUUUAAAAAACAAAAAUGUUUUAAAAAUUGAAUUAAUGAAGAACAAAAUACAAUUUAAGGAUUAUUAAGGCCUUUUUCCUUUCCUUUAUGGAAAACAUAAGUUCUUGUUUUGAAUUUGAUGCCAUCAAAACCUUUCGAAUAAGUUGCGACAGGAGCAUGUUUACCACAGAGUUGCAUCAGCUCUUCUUCUAACAACACUCUUCAAGGGCUUGGAAACUAUGGCAGACCGGUUGCUGUAUAUUUGAAAGAAACAUAUUUUCAUAUAAGAUAUCAGCAGCUCAACACUUCAAGACACUGCACGGUCUUGCUGAAAAAAAAAGCAAAGGCUUUCCAAAAAAGAAGUUAUCUGAUCCGAUACCUGUACAUCUCAAAUUGUUUAGCAUUAAUGGCGAUUUCACAGAUUUGUGAAAGCAGCAUCAAGAUUUGUGAAGUUAAUCAUAACGUUGUUCACUAAUGUAUGUGCAUAUGAUCAGGAAUGGUGCCAUUUUUCUGAAUUAUAUUUAUGUAUAAUUUGUUUGUUUGUUUUUCACAGUGGUUUUGAGAAGUUUAGUCCACUUCACAGAUUUCCACCACAGAACUGAAAUGGCGCUGAAGAGCACUGCCGUUCAGUGUUGGUUUUCAGCUUUUCCCCCUGAAUACAGAGAUUUCUUAGAAUUCCCUUAAUCUUUUAAACGACACUGAACUGGAGAUUAUAUAACCCAGUGAUAGUGGAAGAUUAUGGAGACUGUGUUUUACUUUGAAAAAAACACUGGUGAAACACUCAACAUAGUUGCAUCUGAAAGACUGUUCUCUUUUUAAACCCAAUUACAACAUUGAUCUAUUGUCAUUUACCCAAUUGGAAUCAAGACUGUUUUUAGAAGAGGUUUUAGGCAUUUUACUAGCUGGGUUUUCCCAUCUUUUUGGCCCCUGUCCUAAAAAGUAUAGCUGGGUUCCAAUUCAAACUGAGUAUAUAUAAAACAAAACAAAAUAAAAAAACAAACAAACAGGAAAGACAAAUAGGAUAGCCAUUUGUUCUCUUCAUGAUGACAAAAUCAAUACUGCUACCUUACCUUGUACCUUAGCAAGAUGCCUUGAACCAAGGCAACCAAGUGGCUUUGUCUUGCAGUAACAAAAUCUACCUUCCAGCACAUCUGUCAGUCAUUCAUUGAUAUGUUUUAACUGAAAAGUGUAAAAGUACUAUCCUAUUAAUAGCAAAACUCACCAACCUAUUAAUUGGUGAGUUUUGCCUUGCUGCCUCCUGGUUCUAACCAUUAACAUCAAUACUCAGCUAUAAGAGCGAUAUAGACUUGACCUCCAGCACAAAGUGAACAAGCAGACACUCCUAAAUGUCUAGCUAUUCCUUUUUUGCAGUCUCCAAAUGGGCAGCACAAAGACAAUACAGAGGUUCAACAAUUAAAUGUUGGCUGCUCAGUCUGUGCAUCUAAACUUGUGUCUCUGCGUUAUGCUGUCAGGUCCUCAGCUGGUGUUUUUCUUUAUUAGCACAACAGACCAUGACACAUUUAUAUUCAUGUUGCCUUUCUAGCUGGUGACAGCAGCAUAACUAAACCCAGUUAGGCUAACGUUGUUUCUCAAGCACAGAUAAUGUGUUAAACUCUGACUAAUGAGCGCAAAUGAAACAAAAGAAGUCACAUUUUUUGUUAGUAAUAACUCAUUUCUCUUUACAUGCUGGCUGUGCACAUCAGCCAACUGUGUAAUGACUUUUCAUUUUUAUCAAAUCUUCAGUUUUUUAGACAUUGCUGUGUUUCUCUUUAAAUGUGGCAUUAGAUGCUUCUUUGAAAAGUUUCCAAGUGGGACGCAUUUCUUACAUUUUAACACUUGACUCAGCUGCGUGAACCUUACAUCUGCGUGCAGUGUCUGAAAAAGGCUAAAGGUGUGUCCGAGGCACAGCCAUAUGUGCUCUGCAGCUGACUUCUAAAUAUCCCAGCAGCUGCACUGCAUGCGUGGCUGCACUGAUACAAAACCACGACAACCCUCCCCUACUCUUUUACAUGACAAAUUGCAAAAGCAAGGUCAGCAAAAAGGUUUUCCAAGCAUGUGCGUGUUAUGCUGGAUUUUUUUUUCUUCACCAAGUGCAGCUGUACAACACAUGCACUGAUUUUGCCUCAUUAAUCCUCACCUUCUGAUGGUGAGUGUGUUAUAAUCGGUGAGUUCAGCAGGUGUGGGGACUGUUUCUGCCUAAUGGGAGACCACUGGACAGGCAGAGGACAGGGGUGUGUUAGAGAGGAGGUGUGAUGUAAAGCUGCAGUGACUUCAGGAGGAGUGGAGGGAGAGAGAAAGAAAGAGUUGAGGUUCCAUGUCAGACUGCUGCAGUCGCAGGUGGGUGGGGCUUAGUGGCUGUCACUCACUGUGGGACACCAUGCUGCAGCCAUGCUGUGGGGGAGGGGGCGCCUGUGCAGCAGCUGAGGGGAGAGGAUAGGUGGAAGUGUGUGUGUGUGUGUGUGUGUGUUUCUGUCUGUGAGUCAAAGACAAAGCCUCAGAUGUAACAGUGGAAACAUCAGGGCUGCUCCUGCUGGCAGCUCUGCAGUACGUCAAAUAUUAAUGCCAGCAGUUCAUGCUGUGAAAAGCUCCCAGAGACAAAUAAUCUGAUAUUUACCGUGAACUUCACACAACAGUCCAGCUUUGCCGGGUCACAGGCUUCAUGCAAAACUGAUGCACAGCCUUUAACCAAUCCAAGCCACCAGUCUGCCAUUUCUGCUCUACUUCCUCAGCCAAAUGCUGUUUUUCACUCUGCCCGUGGCUCUCUGGGUUCACUGGCUUCCCAUGUCCCGAGGCUAUAUCCAACAAAGCAAAGCCAGACAAAUAUGUUGUUUCAGCAACAAAAAACAGAGCAUUUUGGGAAAUGCGCUUGUUUCAUCUGCACAGGACUUUAUCAAAUCAUAACCACCUCCCAGCACAUCUAACUCUCCUUAAUUGAUUUGCUAUGUCUUAAAAAACAGUGAAGUAAAAGCAAUAUUUGAUUUUCUGCCAUUGAGAAAUGUCACACACUUGUUAAAUUUUAAAUUAGAUCUCAACUCAGUGAACCAGCUACUGUUAAUUAAACUUGUCAGCAAAUGUUAAGUAUGUCAUAGACCAUUAACAAAGAGCCAAAUCCACAAUAUUGAUUCAUGUUAUUGUUCGAAAGAUUAUGAGUAAACAGUUUAAAUGGGCAGUUCUUAUUCACGGGACAUGCAAAGACACAAUAUUGACGUAUUUCAGUAUACACUGUGCGCUAUCCAUCCUCCAGACCCCGCUGUCUGCUUUCCUCUCUAGAGGAAAUUUAGAGAAGCUUUAAUUGGAAGUUAAAGGAGUAAUACUUUGCCUCCACCUCAGCUUGCUUCCAGCAUUCAUUUCUGUGAACUCUGAGUAAUUUGUAUUGAUUGUUUUGUGCAAGUGCAACACCAAGGUGACUCAGUGGGACUAGCACACAACCUCCCAUCUUCUCUGCUUAAUAGGAAGGGUGGAGAGAAGACAAAAAUGAAAGCCCAUAAACCUUUCAGACGUUCUUGAUGGCUAUGGAAUCAAGAAAGUCUGACUCUUUUGUUGAGAAAGCCUCAGUUUAAUAUUUUCCUUCAAACAGCAAACACAAUAAUAAUAACAGAGUUUGAAACUAUUGGUUUUGCUGGGAUUCAUUUUGGAAAUACCCUAGACCCCCAGUUAGUGAGGAUGCAUCUUUCCUGUUGGCUGCACAUGGCAAGUGGAGACACAGACCACUGAGUGAAAUCCGUCUGUGGGUUUGGAUGGUGCUCCACAGGGUUCUCCAUGUCUGCGUCGUCCAUCUGCUGUUUUGUCUGUCUUGUCUCUUCCUGUGUCACGUUCCUCUCUGCGUGGUUGGUUUUUAAAUUUGUUUGUGUCUUUUUUACGAGUGUGUGCGAAAUUGCUGUUGGUUCGUCUCCGUGUCGUGUAAGUUUCAGUGAAAGCGAUCACAGGUUUCGCCUGCUCCGUUUUGAUCCCUCGCAUUUAUUCCCAAUAGGAGCGCACUUCACCAGGCAUCAACACAGCCAUGCUACCUCCUGCCGACACUUUCACCUGGGUGCUCCCCAGGCGCCCAUCUCAGCUGAGUUUCCUCUAGGACAUGCCAGCCAGCCCCCGCAGACAGGCCUGGCCACCCACCUGCCCCAGACGCACCAUCCACCCCUCACUGCCCUGCCCGGACCCCCUCAGUUUCAGGAUGUGCCGGGGCCUUCAUUCCUACCUCAGGCCUUACACCAGCAAUACCUCAUCCAGCAGCAGCUCCUCGAAGCGCAGCAUCGCAGGAUCCUCCCACACUCCAGAAGAGCCCAGGAGCGUAUUCCCCUGAACCCUCACAGACUGCGUUCGGGCUACGAGUACUCCCCGCCCCUCCAUGUUCCUCAGCCAAUGACACAACAACCGAGGUACCUGGCUGAAGGCACCGACUGGGAUCUCAGUGUAGAUGCUGGCCUCCCUCACCAUCAGUACCAGCUCCAGCAGCUUCCACAGCACUAUCAGCAUUACCUGGCCUCCCCUCGAAUGCAUCACUUUCCCAGGAACACAUCCUCUGCACAAGUGGUUGUGCAUGAAAUCAGAAACUACCCAUACCCCCAGCUUCACCUGUUGGCGCUGCAAAGUUUAAAUCCUUCGAGGCACGCCACUGCUGUGCGAGAAAGCUAUGAGGAGCUGCUGCAGCUGGAGGAUCGACUGGGGAGCGUUAGCAGAGGAGCUGUUCAGACAACCAUAGAGAGAUUUACUUUUCCACACAAAUACAAGAAGAGAAAGCCCCUGCAGUUGAAGAUUGGGGAGGAGGAGGAAACAGAUGUGGAUGAAAAAUGUACCAUAUGUUUGUCCAUGCUGGAGGACGGAGAAGAUGUCAGGAGGCUGCCCUGCAUGCACCUCUUCCACCAGGGCUGCGUGGACCAAUGGCUGGCCACCAGCAGAAAGUGUCCAAUCUGUCGAGUUGACAUCGAAACACAGCUGAACCCCGACAGCUGAUGAGAUUCGACACUCUCGUGAUUCAGUCGCCCUCGUGGUGCGAUUCCUGCUUUCUUCCACCCCCGGCUCGCCAGCCUCCCCCACCUUACCCCACCCCACCUCCCUCCACCUCCUCCUUCCUGUCGGGUGCUUUGCCAAAUGUCUCCAGACUUCAUGUGACAUCACCACCCUUCUGAGUCACGCUUUACUGAGCCAAGCCAGGAAAACUAACUGCACGGAGAGGCCGCAAAGGACUCUCUUUAUAUAGAAGCACAUCCCUCUGGAAGCAAAAGACACACUAACAAACACAUACUCAUGUACACAGGGUUUACUUGUAGCUUGCUGGUCUUACGUGGGGUUGUUGUUGCUGUUGUGGUGUUGUACUGUAGGUAGCCUGGGGCUGUGUAGCAUGUCCUCAAAGCCAUGACUUAAUGUCCUGAGACUAGAAAACACAUAACCCCACACUUAGCUGGCUACUUUUCUCUCUUCUCUUCAAUCUCUCUCUCUCUUGCUCUCUUUAUAUAUAUAUAUAUAUAUAUAUAUAUAUAGAUAGAUUUCUCUCUUUUUAAACACAAUCAAAAUGAAUAUUCUGCCACGCAAGAAAGCUUAACAGAAUCUAAAUGCUCUGAUGCCAUGUUUACCUAAAGAUCAUUUGUGGUCGUAGUAGAGUAGCAGUAACCAAUUAGUGAGAUCUGGUGUGACCUUCUCGAGGCCAAGCACCAGCUAGCUGGGUGUUUUAAUUCUCUCAUGCAGCUUUUGACAUUUCGCAGUACAGUUGUGCGUUUACCUUGGGUUGGUGUCAUGUGCAGAUGGUGACAUGUGAUUAGGUCUCGUUCACUGUCAGGGAAAACCCAGUGACCGAGAUGUUUUUGUGUUUGAAAUUGAAAAAAAAAGCAGAAAAAUAAUAGUGUUUUCACCAAAAUGCAUUAUGUCACAGUGUAGCUUGAAUCUCCGCACAGGUUUUAUGUCCUCUGCCCAUGCCGUGUGUCACUUCAAGAGACUGCGUCUCACACAAACGUGUUAGGUGAAGAGCACGGCCGCUGGAGUGCUUAUACAACACAAAGCCAAAAGAAACAAAAAGAAAACACACAAAAAAAUCGAAAAGGGAUGAACAACAGAGGCUAUCAUGCACUGCAGAGCGAGGUGGGAGGAUUUAGCUGCCCUUGUACCUGCAUUUCCAUCUGGCACUGGGCCAGUGGCAGAACAGUGCACACUAAAAAACAACAAAAAAAAGAUUGCAUGUUUCAUUUUUUGGGUUUGGGGCUGUUGGCUGUGGUAGCGUUUCUUCACUUUUAAAAGGUUCAGAGACGCCUGUGCAUGACUUAGUUAAUCUGAGCUGUGACUAUCUUCUGAACACUAACAAAUAUUAAUAAUAAUUAUAAUAAUAAUAAUAAUAAUUUUUAAAAAGUCAGUGGUUUGCUCCCCUGACUUGUAGCGCGUGUCAUCCGGUUCCCUUUGGUGGCGACCUUGGGAUCCUGUUUUUUGAUGUUUACCUUAUUGCCUAAAGAACAAGCACAUGUGACGAUAGUUAUAGCAACAAAAGUUUCUCCUCGGCAUCGCGUUUGGUUUAUAUAUAGGUACGGAUUCAUGCAGUGUUUUGAGCUGGGAGAGGAGCUUGCGUAUUGAUCUUGUGUUAUAUUUGUGUGACAGACCUCCCCUCGUGGUUGCUAUGCUGGUUGCUAUGCUGUAUUUGCUAGAACAUGUAGAACGUGGUGCGACGGAGGCAGCCUCCCUCUCACAGUGCACACAGACACGAGACGACAGGACAGCAGGAAAGCAUUCAGGCUGUUAAAACACACACUCUCUCUCUCUAUCACCACUUCUUCUCUCUUUUUUUUUUACCCUUUGUGUCAGCUUGUCACUUCAGUUCCACAGAGCUGCGCGUGUGUGUGUGUGUGUGUGUGUGUGUGCGCGCGUGUGUUACAGGACGCCUUUAGGACCCUCACUGUCCUCUCUGCACUGUGAUAGCAUAUAACAAGGGUAACACUUGGCCCAGAGACCCAAUUAACAAGGCUUACUUCUUCCUGUCUUGUGCACUGCCAGUGUUGACACUGCCUCCUCCUGUAGUGGAGUCAUCCGUGAUGAAAGUUGUCAUAGUUUACACAGGGUGUUGUCAGUUGAGAUGCCUUAAGUAUUUAACAAUCAUAAUUUAUUACUAACUGUAGAUACUGUGGGUAUGUAUUUAAUUUUAUAUAGUUUCUUUUCUUUUUCUGGAGUUGGGUUGACUGAAUCAUAAUUUAUUUAUUUACAAAUAUAACACGAAAAGGCUAUUAAAAAAAUGGAUACCUCAUGUUUUUUAUUUGGUUGCAUUGUUUUAAAUGGGAAUGCUUUGCAUGCAGUUGUACUUUUUCGGAACACUAAAAGUUAAAAAAAAAGGAAAAAAAGUUCUGCUGUUUGAUCUCCACAAGCUGGCUGUGCGAUGUUUACUGACCAAGGCUGAGCUACUGAGCCCGUUCUCUCUCUUUCUCUCUCUCUCUCCCUGUCUCUCUCUAUGUCUCUUUUUCUCUUUCAUGUGGUGCUGUGGAUCUUGGUUACAUUCCAUUCAAUGCAAUCUCUCCAAUCCCCCAUGCUGUGAUGUAGUGAACAAACUGCAAGUGAAUUGGUUUUGGUUUGUGACAAUUUUUUUCUUUUUUUUUCUUUUGCACUAACUUGUUUAAAAUGGGAACCCUCUCACUGGCAAAAAAAAAAUAUUUUAGAUUAUUUAAAUGAACUGGCUUUUAUUUUUUUAUGCUCUGCUUCUCACACAAUGCACUAAGGGUCUUAAUGAAACAUGUUCCUUUGCUUUAACUCUUUGUGUUAUCUCUUCAGUUGUCAUCUCUCUAGUGUUUCUCUGUUCGUUGGUUUUUUAUGUUGUUGUUUUUUCCAAAAUGCUUUGUAGACUUAAGCAUAACAAGUGCCUCGCUUUAAGUGUUAGGGGAUAUUUCCAUAUAACGGAAACCAUGAACAACAAUCAGUCCAUCCACCAUGCCUUACUGGUUGCUUAGUUAAUUAAGUGAAUGGAAAACGAAGGAGCUGAGACAACAUUUGACUAAAGCCAUUAUAAUCAAUCAAUCCAAGUCAAGCUGUCCAAAAACUAGCUGCCGGUUUGUAGUACCGAAGCACUGCAUUGCUGUGGAAAUAGCUCUGACUAUAAAGAGGCAUGUUUCACCGUGGGCUUUACAGCGGUCCUUUCUCCAUUCUGUUUUCUCCUCUUCUUUCCGUCUCCGUUUGAUUUUACCGUCCGUCCCUCCUCUCCGACUCUCUCCUCUGUUUGCUUUCACAGUCUAAAAAAGGAAGGCAAGGAUUCAAAGCACAACCUUUUCUAAAGAACAAAAAAACAAAUGCAUGUUUUCUCAGGUUUCAGUGUAGUCGCAAUGGUUUCAUAGUAUAUGGUGAAAAUAUAUACAAAGAAUAUAACAGAAAAAAAAUUAUAAAUUUUGUUGCUGCUUGAAUCUGACAAAAACCAACAAGUGAAGAGAAACUAUCCCAAAAAGUGCCAGUGAAAGGGCUGCCGCCAUCCUUGUAUGAAAACCUGCUGUUUAGCUGUGACUGCGCAAUGUUUUUCAAAAUAGGAUAUUUUAUCUGAAAAUAGAACUAUUUAUCAUUAAUAUUAAAGCAAUAGUGCAUUAAAAUGGUUUUGAGCGUGUUGAUGAUGAAGUGGAUGAGCCUGUUAUGGGUAAAUGUUAGAUUUACAUUUGGUGGAAUUUUGUACUUUAUUUAUUAUUACUACUACUAAUAAUGAUGAUAAUGAUCUCAAAGGUUGCAUUGCUAAAUCCAAACUUUUCUGUUUUUAAUUUUUAUUUUAUUUCAUGGCUUGUAUAUUAUCCUUUUAUAUGUGCUCUUUUUGUAAUAAACUUGAUAAAAUGGAAGUGAA